AUGGGUUUUUGCGGCGUACUCAUGGGCAUUGCUGGAUUGCGUUGGCACAUCAGCAGUUUCUCUGGUCACUCUCUUCAUAUAGAGGGGAAAGAAAGCUGCAGUUUGAGAGAGGCGCCCGCACUCUCCUUAUUGAUAGGGCAUGUACGGGCUGGAAUGAUGCGAAGUGGUCCCGUUUUAUUCUGUUAAAGUUUUUAAUUUCUAUUUGUGCAGCAUUUCCUGUGCAUGUAAAAUUACUCCCCACUAUUUAUCCCCCUUCGUUUCAUGAAGGAGGCGUCUCCACAGUUCAAGCUGUGACUGAUGGCGGCUCCAUUAGGAGGCGGGGUGCAUCUGUUUUGUUUUUUUCUUCUUCUUGGGCUUACAAUAGACUUUUUUUUUUUUUUUUAUGUGAGCUUUGUGAGUUUUUUUAUAUUUUGCUCUUAACUUAUGGUGUUAUUAAACCUGAUACCUAAUGGUUUAAUUCCCUGAUUUAAAAAAAAAAAAAAAUUUAAAUUUAUUUCUGUCCGCUACAUUUCAGAAGGCUCUCUUAUUUGAUUAUAAGCAAUGUGUUAGUUAGGUCUUGUCUGAUCUGAUUGCACCUGCCACAUGUAUAUUUGCCUGUCACGAUGGAUUCUGAUAUAAUGCUAGACACCCAAUUUAAAUGUUUGGAAUUAUGUGGAUUCAAUAAAUGCUGCUUUGAAGAUAUGAUCUCUGCACCAGCCUCUUGUCUCUUUCAUAGAAUGGAGUUAGCAUGCACUUUCAAACCCUCCCAUUCAUGAUCAUGAUGCAUGUCAAGAUAUUAUGACUAUACUGGCCUAUUUACCGUAUAAAAAAAAAAUAUAUAUCCUUUAGUUCUCACAAGGUGCCAUGCAUUCUAAUGGUACUGUUAAGUUGUUUAACCAUUGGCCAUUUAUAUGGAGAAUACAACAACUUUGAAUUAAUGUUAAAGGGAAACUCUAAGCCUGUGCUUUGAGUUAUGGUGCAAGAAGUACCUUAGUACAGAUCCACUAAUAGGCAUUAAACCGUUUUUGAAUGCUUUGACACUCAAACUGUAUCUCUCGUGUGCUGCCAUCCUUCCAAUUUUAUAUGAUAUUGAUAAAGGUGAAGUUCUUAUUUCAUUUUAGCAAAAUCUGUUUUGUCCUGCUUUGGACAUCAUUCAUUGGCUGAGAGUGCUGACAUUCACAAACAAUGAAUGAUGUCCAAAACUGAUUUUGCUAAAAUGAAAUGGGAUCUUCCACUUUAGAGAGCUCACCGAUGAUCAGAAGGACUAUUGGAGCCUGAGGACAUGGGUAAGUGUGAAAGCAUUUAAAAACGGUUUCACUUGUUUCUAUGGACGGCACCAGGGGUUUCCUGGUACAAUAAAAUGAGUGCGUUUAUGACAUAUUAAAACAAUUCCUUACAUGAGCUACAUUUGAGGGGGAAAAAAGCUUAGUGUCCUAUUAUUUGUAUUGCAUCCUGGAGCUAGCCUUCCACAUAGAAGACUCCGACUUGGCGCCAUGUGGAUUAAAUUUAAUUAAACUAUCUUAAACUGAUCUAGCUUUUUGAGUCGUACAAAAUAAAUUGUCUUUUGUUGUAGUAUUAGGGCCCAUUUCGCUCUCUAUUGUAGACUUGAUUUAGUGCAGUCUUGCUGAUCCAUUCAUAUCCCUUAUUUUUAGUGGUGCAGCAGGGUGAAAUUCAUUUUUAUUUUAUGCAUUAAAAAAUGUGUUAUUGGAAGGUUUGGAAACGCAUAGCUGGUGACUUUAAGCAUUAAGUCAAUACGUAAAAGAAAUAGAGUAGCUAGUUGUGUAAACACGCCAUUGGUACAGCGGGGAAAUGGUGAUGGGAGUUGAAGUGUUCUGGUAUUUGCUUUCCACAGCUAUUGUGAUUUAUCUACUCCCCAAAAGGGGGAGUGCAUCCCAAAACGGUCAUUUCUAUUCUGCUCUAAAGUUAAAUAAUGUAUGAACUCAUUGAGUGUUAUUAGCAUUCAUAUAACAUAUUUGUGAGCAAUUCACAAAUGGGUAAAGUAUUACAAAUGUCACCAGGAGCAAAGGCCCUGCUCAAACAAGGUGUAUUCAUACUGACAAAGUAACAUGUAGUAUUUUGUCUUGUGGACUAUGUAAAAUAGUAUCUGCUCUUUUAAAGCACAACUUGCAUAUAUUAAAUGCAUAUCUGGGUGUGGUACGGCUUACACAUUGAGCCUAAAGGUAGUAGUUAUUCAGUUUCCAAAGCAACAUGAUUGAAGCUUUUGUUUCCAUAGUAAUGGUAAAGGGGAGUACCAAUGUACAUUAAAAUACCACUUCAAUAAUUCAAUCAGCUGAUAUAAUAAAGGAGGGGUGGAAGCUUUCAAAUGAAUAGGUCAGGAGUCGCUGUGUAUUUAUUACAUUCUGCAUUGCCAUGGGGAUGCAAAGUUACAGCAGCCAGAUUUGUCGUCUUGGAGAUUGUAUGAUGUCACUGAACAGCUACUGAGAUGAUAGCUGUGAAAACUGCUACCAGGAUUGCAAUAGCUCUAUUACAGGAUACUGAUUUUAUUUAAGGAAUGGUAAAGUUAAACACAGUGCUAAUAACUAGUACUCUCGUGAUUUGAACAUCACAGCGGGACACACGCUAGUUCACCAAAAAGGCAUACAUAAAAAAUCUGUUUGAUGUCCAUGCCAAAAUAUAUAACUGCAGAUCUUUUGCAGGUAGCAAAAAAGACCGCUCACCACCGUUGUAUCUACUCUCCAUGGUUAUAACUGGGUAACUUUUUUUUUUUUUGGCAUGAGUUUGCCUCUCUGCCAUUAAAAUAUACUCAGCAGUGCAAUAAGCUAUUACUAAAUACUCACACGUUUACUAGUGGGUAGGAUAUUCUUUUCCAUGAUAAUGGAAAAUAAUAUUUAUUUUAAGCAAAACAAGUUUUCUAGGGCUGCACUGUUCUAAAUAGAAUUUGUAACUGCAGAUCUUUUGCAGGUAGCCACCGUUGUCAUUCCAUAAUGGUGAUUAGUUUAAAGAUGAUUAUAAAACUGGCACGCAUUGUCUUAGUCUCCCACCCCAAAUAUUUUUUAUAUGGUGAGAUAAUGGCCUUUUAUUCCCCUUCCCAUAGUGCCAGGUGACAACCUACCUCCUAGACAUUACAAUGUCCCUGACUUUUCUAAUACCUGUAAAUGAUAAUUACAGAAGUUUCAUUAACUGGAAAGCAGGGGUGACCAAACUUAGAUCCCCAGAUGCUGUAAAACAGUCUUUCAUAUUGCGGUCAGUCCGCAUGGUACAAUUACAACUGUACUUCCAGUCCCUAAGUAUAUGUGGACAUAGCCUUUCACUUGUUGGGCAAUAAAGCACAAGCAAUGUGCAGAUAUCCAGGUGUGUUUUUUUUAUACUACAGUACCUAUGAUGCUAGCCUCCUAGCUGGCUUAAACAUCCAAGGUAAGUUUUACUGUUGGAGCUAGGUGUCCAUCUUUUAGUUUCCUGAGCUGUCAGAAAUUAAAUACCUUUUGCUCUCUUAAAAAAACAUUGUCGACCAAUAUCCUGAACCAAAACGGCGCUUGGGAAAAGCCUUUAAAAUAAACGAUCCACUGCAAAUAAAAUAAACACAGAUCAAGCCAGCCUGUAUGCGUUCAGAAUGAUCUUACAGCACUUCUGUGAUAUCUUCAGAAUUCUGAGAAUGGUUUUCUCAAAACUUGACAAGGCAAAUGUGUAGUAAAUAAAACCUGUGUAUGUGGUGAGUACAACAGCAAAGUAAGGAGAGGUGGAUGAAUAAGGAUUAUCCAGACAGGAUGUUGAUAAAAGCUUCUUGAGAAAUGUUAGACUGGCUGUCAGCUGUAGAUAAUGCAGAAUGUGAGAGAAUACCUAGAAGGAAGAGCCACUGAUCCCUAUCACAAAUACAUGAAAGUAGAUACUUCUAAAACAUGUACAGGACAGCACUAAUGGCAAACCUGGUGACUAGGGAUCAACCGAUAUUGUUUUUUUAAAUCCGAUACCGAUAAUCUGUGAACUUUAAGGCGGAUAACUUGCUGAUAUUCUGUCCAUUUACCAUUUUGAAAAAAUAAACUAUUUCUAAAGGUAAAUGCACAAAAUAUACAUGCCACAUGUAGUGGAUGCAGUGUGUUUAGACAGGGGAGCUGUGUGUGUAGUGGGUAUAUAAUGAAUGCAGGGUGUGUUUGUGUAGUGUGUAUAGUGAAUGUAGUGUGUUUGUGUAGUCUGUGUAUAUAAUGAAUGCAGUGUGUGUUUGUGAAGGGAUGUAAUUUGUGUAAAAUGGGCAGGAGGGGAGGCAUUUUUUAUUUUAAUUGUAUUUUUAAUAUUUAUGUUUUAUUUAUUUUUCUGCAGUGUUUUUUUUUUGUUUUGUUUGUUUUAAUGUUUUAAUAUUUUUUUUAGUCCUCCCUGCUUGUUACCUGGCCAGGGAGGGGGGAUAUGACAGUCCCUGGUAGUCCAGUGGCAUGUACUGAGCAGUGGUGGGGCCGGCAGCAAGCUUUGACUUACCUCCAAGCAGCUCCCUUCAGCUCCCCAGUCUAACUCUCCCGGUUUGCGUGCCGCGCGGAGUGUUGCCAUGGUAGCCUGUACUAACGUACAGGAUUAUUCACUACAUUUCAAAUUCAAGGUGAAUUUUAAAUGUAAGGUCAAAAUAGCCUAAUUGGAACAAUUUUCUAAGUCAGCUUUGUUUUCAAUACAGCUACUCUGGUCUUAAAUUUGACAUUUACAUUCAAUUCUCACUUUAUUAAAUUUAGUCACUCCCUUUAGUUAAUUUAGUAAAUGAACAUUUUCCCAAAAGACAAAUGUCAACACCUCAGGUUGCAAUAAACCUUAAAAUGUAUUAGAAAAACAAUUGUGGGGCGGGGCCUAACCGCAGAGCUGUGAAGACGCUUAUCUCAGCAGCUCCUGCUAAACUUAGCAACCUAAAGCCGAAUUUCACUGCCACACCGGCACACAAUCAUGAUUAUAAGGCCAGCACUCAAGAGUGGGCAUCGGAGUGAGGAGAACGAUACCUCUCAAGCGAAGAACCGAGCUAAACUCACUGUGAGGCCUACAAGCAUGGCAGGCGCAGGGGAGACGGUCGCUCCCCAGCUGCAACACCAUGCCGGAUAUCUGGCGGCGGGCUCUCGCUUCCCCCCCUCUGGACCGGCGGGGGUCAUCCCGGUCCACCAGCUUACGGUGAGCACUCACCUCUGGGACACUUAUAAGAGCAAUUCCGACCAAUCGACCCCACGAGGCCAAGCCAAGAUGGCUGCCGGCAGUGCCGCGAAUCCACCGCCUCAGACAGCCGAUGAAUGGACAGCGGCCUUUCAGGCUAAAUUUGAGGAGGUAUGCCGGAAAUUUUGGGAGAGAUUGGGAAAGAGGAACCCACCACCCGCUCUGAAACCAGCUACACUGGUAAAGCGACAACACACACUCUCUCACACGCGGCCGAGGCACCUGAUUUUGGCAACGACACCACGAAGAGCGAUUAACCAGCAACACGACAAAGCGGAGGGAGAGACAGAGGGGCAUUAACCGCCCAAAGCAGAAAAACAUAGCCAAAGCAAUGGCCAUAACGCCACCUAAGAGGACAGCACCCCAAGGCACUGCCUCCCUGCACAUGCCGCGCAAACGGAGGAUCAUCUGCCGUAAACGGAUACUUCCACUUUCCUCUAAAUACCCAAGGCGAGGGAAGGACCGAAUGACACAGCAUAGCGAUACUACAGCUGAGCCAUUGAAAAAGGGGAACAGCUACCAAGCCAGGGUGCACAGAUCAGCCACGACCCUCUGCCUAUCUAUUCCAUGCGCCGAACAAAUGCAACAGCCCAAAGGAUUUCUCGGUGAGAUGCCGACACUAACCUCUCAGGACACUGCCCCAGCCCCUGCCUCGAUGGAAUAUGGCACACAGCACCAACGGAUUGCCAUUGCAGGCAUUGGAUGACCCCAGACAGCAAAGCAGACUUCCCCACACUGUAAUACUACAGUAUCUGGGUCGGCUCCUGUAUCACUACUUGUUCACAACAUGCAUACUCAAAUAUGUGUUCCAGACAGUUAAACAACCACUCUGAGCAAGUACUGAAUUGAUCCUUCCUGUUAUUAUACCUUUAUACUCUCACCAGUUAUGCUUUCCUUAAUAUAAUCUGAUAGCACACAGUGCUCAUGAUCAAUCUAUGUCCUUUUCUCACAAAGAAUGUGUUCCUAUAAUCACUUGUUUUUAUAUACUGGAUGUCUUAUGACAACAGCAUGUCUACAUCUAUAGCACUGUAAACCAGCAUUAUCUGUAAUGACCAUAGAACGGGCAGACUGUAUAACUGAAUACAAGAACUAACAUGUCUUCAGCAUGAAGGCUAAGCUAGCGUAUAGCACUACACAUUUCAAUCCUACAACACUCAGUUUACAUGCCUGUAUCUGUUAACGUAGCAAGAUCAUCCAACAAACUUAGCCACUAAUUACCAACAAAAAUACGCUAAUGUCAACGCUAUUGUUUAGCCUGUUUAAUAUGCACGUGUACGCCGAGGUGGAGAUCCUGACACCAUAACACUGAAUGACCAUAACUUAGAGCGCAGUCCAAAUGUUGCUUUAUGGCUCUUUGUUCUAUAGAAGCGUGUACCUCACCUGUCCUGAUAUACAAAACAGGUGAAAGCGCCUGAAAAGCGAUAUCAACGCAGAUACAUUAGUUAAUGCCAACUUAAUGUGACACCAAGCCAGGAUAACUGCUCACCUAAGCAAUGUUAGCACUGUAAGCCUGAAUAGCAACGCUUUCAUCUUUAGACUUAAUCUUAUGUUAUCUCAUUUUAUGUUGCUCUCAUUAUUAUUGAUGCCUUCUCAGUUUAACACCUGUUUAUUAAUAAUAUAAAACUGUGCAGACUAUCUAUUUGCCAUGUUUGACAAUGUAAGAUUCUAUUAAGCUUGUGACUGCUGAUGUGGCAACACGGGCUCGUUUGAUAUCACUUGCACAAUAAAAAUAAAGAAUUAUAAAAAAAAAAGAAAAACAAUUGUUAGUGUGUGUCUGACUGUGUCUGUUAGUGCGUAUGUGUGUGUCUGACUGUGUGUCAGUGAGUGUGUGUUUGCCACACAGUCAGACACAAUGUGAAAUUUCGAUUAUUACUUCCCAGACAAAGGUAUGGGAUGUCAGCAAAACCAAGUUAUUAAAUCAUAGCGGCCAUUCGAGUGUUCAGGAGAAAAGGAAAUCAAGGCGUGAGUGGCAUUCUUAUAGAUUACCCAAAACUUGACAUGGGAUGGGGUUAUUUUAUUAGGAAGGGAGUAUACCAAACAAUUCUCUAGAUUUCUAACAAGCAGUAAUAUAUUAAAAUCCCUGAUCGGUAGAUCACAAAGCAAUGGACGUUACUAUAAAGGUACUCAACAAACCUAGUAUAAAAUAAGGAAUGGGGAAAAAACAAAACACUUUAAAUAUUUUUUUAGGAAAGGAUAACAUGAAAGAAAAGGGAUAAAAAUAACAAAUUGGGCAGUUGCCUGGCAUGGAUAAAUAUAAUGAGCUUGAACCAGAUUCAGGCCUGGGAGCUCACAGAAAGCGUGUCUGUUUAGCUCCCCGGUCAGGCCCCCCCCCUUGAUUAUUUUUCAAGGGGGGGGCGGGGCCUGACCGGGGAGCUGAACAGACACGCUUUCUGUGAGCUCCCAGGCCUGGAUCUGAUUUUUGGCAGAAAACAGUGGGAAUACAGCCUAUCUCAGAACCCCAACUUACCCCACCUUGCUACAUGGAGGCAGGGGUACCGGGGGACACCUCACACGUGCAAAAGCCCGCUGGGAAUCCAGACCGGAGGCUUGGGGCCUACAACAUGCAGAGCAGGGGAGAGACGGCCGCUCUCCCGGCUCACCUAACAAGGCAGCACCCGAAGCAUCGGGCUUCUCCCCCCCCCUCAGGACCGGCGGGGGUUAUCCCGGUCCACACAAUCGAGUACCACAAGCUUACACGGAAUGCAGAAGACGGCAGCAGCCUAAAUCGCAUCCCCAACCAGCAAACCGCUAGUGACAAGAUGGAGACCGAAAUGGCCGCCGCCACGUGUGCCUGAGGCACAAAGAAACUUGACCUUGAGACCAGGCUGGAUGAGCUGUUCGCCAGGUUCUGGAGGACAAUAGCCUCCAGGGAGCAACAGACCAAGGCAUACCACCCUGUCACAGUCCUGCCGGUGAUCCCCCAACAAACGUGCACACCGCCUCGCGCCAACAAAGCCUGCGGAUGGCAAAACCGAAAAGCCUGUAAACCCAAGCGACUACCAAUACCUAUGGCGGCGACCCGCCCAUACAAGGGCCCGGCAAAACUUAACAUACCUAGGAGGCAUGAAAAGGCGGUCCCGCUGCAGCGACACACUGCGCUAAACGGGGACCGGACAGGGCCGAAGGGCCCCAGGCAGACCACACCGCAACACCCCUACCGACAACACUCGGAGGUAGGCCCUGGCACACCUCGGAGGCGACACCACAGCCGGCGACACAUCACCUCACGCAGACUCUUUCACGUUGGCAGGUCCACCCCACCGGAAUGGGGCCAUGCCUAUAUCAACGCAGAGACCCCAUGCAUCGAACGAAGAGGCUGGACACUCUAUAACACCAAGAAGAUCCCUGCAACCAGACUGCACGCCCUGAGAGCUGGAGUUGGCUAG
Molecule: messenger RNA, 8501 nt
Organism: Pelobates cultripes (western spadefoot toad)
Lineage: Eukaryota; Metazoa; Chordata; Amphibia; Anura; Pelobatidae
Source: the annotation of a GenBank genome assembly